Molecule: messenger RNA, 1655 nt
Organism: Solanum tuberosum (potato)
Lineage: Eukaryota; Viridiplantae; Streptophyta; Magnoliopsida; Solanales; Solanaceae
Product: lysosomal Pro-X carboxypeptidase-like
Exons: 9
Coding region: 33-1553 (506 amino acids)
Biological process (GO): proteolysis
Molecular function (GO): dipeptidyl-peptidase activity; serine-type exopeptidase activity
Source: RefSeq, a predicted model, not a curated record
UUUCUUUACCAAAGUCCUUUUUAUUUUUUGCAAUGAAGAUGAAUAACCUUUUCUUAUUUCAAUGGCUUCUUUUAUUGAUCUUCACAAAAACAUCAUUAAUUUUUUCAAAACCUCAUAAAAUCCCAAGACUAACACCACUUAUUCAAAAUAUACUUCAAGAUCAUUCUAAUACCUUUUCUUCUUCAACAAAUGAUGAUCUUCCAAAAGAAUUUGAGACUUACUACUAUAAACAAACACUUGAUCAUUUUAAUUAUGGACCAAAAAGUUAUUCAACUUUUAAACAAAGGUAUAUAAUUAAUUCUAAGUAUUGGGGUGGUUCCAAUUCAAGUUCUCCAAUUUUUGCCUAUCUUGGUGCUGAAUCUUCUAUUGAUGGAGACCCUCUUGGUGUUGGAUUUCUCACUGAUUUUGCACCUCAAUUUAAGGCUCUUCUUGUUUACAUGGAGCAUAGGUAUUAUGGAGAAUCAACACCAUUUAAGACAAUGGAAGAAGCUGUAAAAGAUGAAGAUACUAGAGGAUAUUUCAAUUCAGCACAAGCUAUAGCUGAUUAUGCAGAACUUUUGUUACAUAUUAAAGAAAAAUAUUCAGCAAAAAAUUCUCCAAUUAUUGUCAUUGGAGGAUCCUAUGGAGGAAUGCUUGCUUCUUGGUUUAGAAUGAAGUAUCCACAUAUAGCUCUUGGUGCUUUAGCUUCAUCAGCUCCAAUUCUUUAUUUUGAUAAUAUCACUCCACAAAAUGGAUAUUAUUCAGUUGUGUCAAGGGAUUUUAAAGAAGCUAGUAAGAGUUGUUACCAUACUAUAAGAAACUCAUGGGCAAUAAUUGACAAGAUUGCUUCUAGAAAAAGUGGACUCUCCUAUCUCAGUCGAAAAUUCAAGACGUGUUCGAAGUUGAAUGAUCCAUUUGAGUUGAAGGAUUAUUUGGAUUCAAUGUAUUCAGUGGCUGCUCAGUAUAACAGCCCACCAAGUUACCCAGUAACAAUAGUUUGUGGUGGAAUUGAUGGUGCACCAAAAGGAAGUCAUAUUCUUGAUAGAAUUUUUGCUGGAAUUGUUGCAUAUAGUGGAACUUCAUCUUGUUACAACAUGAACCCCAAGCCUAGUGAAACAGGUUUGGGAUGGAGAUGGCAAACAUGCAGUGAGAUGGUGAUGCCUAUAGGGCGUGGGGAAAAUGACACAAUGUUCUUUUCAGCUCCUUUCAAUUUGAAUAAUUUCAUAACAGAUUGCAAGAAGAAGUAUGGUGUCUCACCUCGUCCACAUUGGAUCACAACUUAUUAUGGAGGAAAAGACAUAAAAUUAAUUCUUCAAAGGUUUGCUAGCAAUAUUAUUUUCUCUAAUGGGCUAAGAGAUCCUUAUAGUAGUGCAGGGGUUUUGCAAGACAUAUCUCAUAGUCUACAAGCUGUCCACACACGUAACGGUUCCCAUUGUCUAGACAUUCUUUCUAAAGACUCAUCUGAUCCAGAAUGGCUAACCAUGCAAAGGAACACAGAAGUUAAAAUAAUUGAAGGAUGGAUAACAAAGUAUUAUGCUGAUCUCAAGGCCCUCAAAAAAGGCAAAAUGCACUAAUUAAACAAUAAUUAGUCCACGAUUACUAUUAUUAGCCAUUAUCACUAUUGUCAAUCAUUUGUAUUACUUAUUUUCAAUAAAGAUAAAUUUUAUAAAUUUAAA